AUGACCCAGGAGCUAUAUGUUAAGAAGAUCUUGCCUGUUGUUAAGGAGUAUAGGGACCAAGCUGUUGCUAAAGGGCAGGGCUUUAUCUUUCAAGAGGAUAAUGAUGGCGGCCAUGGUACUCGGAGCGAGGAGAAUCGAGUAAAACUAUACAAAGAUCAGAUAGAUCUCGAUUAUAUCGACGAUUGGCCAGCAUUUAGCCCUGAUCUCUCACCAAUUGAGAAUAUAUGGCGCAUUUUGAAACAGCGUGUACGACAGCAUUGCCCUCGUACAAAGGAGGAUCUCAAGAGAGCAAUAGAAGUCGAAUGGGAGGCAUUGACGCAGAAGGAGAUAAAUCGCGUCGUAUGGGGCACUGAGAAGGGUCGCAAGUGGACUAUGCACGAUAGAUUAGAGGCUGUUCUUCAAAAUGAGGGUAGAAUGACGAAAUACUAG
Messenger RNA from Endocarpon pusillum Z07020, 429 nucleotides. RefSeq lists its product as uncharacterized. The record is from RefSeq and is a predicted model, not a curated record. Lineage: Eukaryota; Fungi; Ascomycota; Eurotiomycetes; Verrucariales; Verrucariaceae. Bases 1 to 429 code for a protein of 142 amino acids. Gene Ontology annotation, molecular function: nucleic acid binding. The transcript has a single exon.